GGGAGGAUCUGAUAAACAAAACACCUUUUGACUUUCUUUGAUUCGCUUUGCGUAGCAUAUGCCGUUUCUACUGUCGCGGGCAGAAUGUCCGUCUCGGCAAAAGUCCUGUCAAGUCCCUCGCCUAUUCACUCGAGGCUCGGGCCGUCGAGUCGGGUCCAGCACAUUCACUCAAUAUCACUUCGCUAUGCGUGACUUAUGCGAAGACGCGCGACUCUUCUUGUUCACGGAGCGCGUCUGUGAAGACAACUUCGCGCUCUUUCGAUCUUUCCUCCACUUACAACAUCGACACCAACCAUUGCACCUCGAACAGCGUCAAGACUCUCAAGUAGAAUGGGGGCACAGAACAGCACUGCCAACAGACUGGCGUCGUCAAAAGACAAAACUGGACUUUCUCGUUCUGAACAACUUCACGCUCUCUACUCCAAGUUCCACUUCGAAUGCCGAUCUUGCCACACGCUGUUUACAUACAACGAAGUCAGCUCGAACGUCUGGCCCUGGUUCGUUUCCCCGGGUAUCUUUCGACCUGAUGUCCAAUCCCAGAUCUCCAAGCUUCGCUGCAAGGUAUGCACUACGUCGACGUGCCUUGGCUGUGGUGAGAGACCAACAUUAAACAAGACCACUGUUGUCACAUCUAUUGGCUCUUUGAAUCAUUGCUGCGAGGGAGCCAGACUCUUAGGUAUCUGGCUGAUUCUCUGCCACUUUGAUCAGAAGGAGCUAGAGCUCCGUGUUGCAUCUAACAACUCGAAGAAACAGGAUGAGGCCAAUCUUUCUAAGGACUCGGGGGUUGGGUACGAAGCAGGAUACGCCUCCGCGGGUUACAAGACAUCGGCCGCUCCCCCUGCUCCGACACAUGAGCAUUCGGAUUCCUUGAUCGCCUCUGUCCUUGCCCUACUUGAGGGUUUCCUACCUGACGUGGAGUUGGCCUCAGCCUCCCCUGCGGAGGAUCUCAAUGAGUUAUUACUCUUUCAGACAAGCUUUCUGAUGGAUCGUAUUUGUGCUUUGAUCCGCAACGACUCCAUCAAAGAGAUCACAGAGCGAUCUACCCUCUACCAUAGCCUGUUUUCAUUUGUUGAAAGCAUAGCUGAGAAUCCUAAGCUUAUUCAGCUCCUCUUUGAACAACAACCAAACCGAAAGAAGAGCCCUGGUCUUCGAGCUCUUAGUAUUGGAGAAAUGAAGCAAGGAUUUCAUGACUUGAGAGACUUGUCACCAUCCUUGUAUACUUGCUUCAGCAACACCUAUCGGCAAGCUAAAGUGUUCCUGGAACUUACAGAGAAGGAUGCUGAAGCCAAUUAUCAAGGGAAGCGACCCUCUAGCCACCCCAAAGGCCAAGACCCGAUCGAUAUCUGCAACAGAAUUAUCAAGCUUUACUGCUCACUUGAGGCUCAGUGCGAAUCUCUCGACAACAGCAUUCGUUCUAUGGAAGGCUUCAAAAACCCCUGGACGAAAUUUGCCGAGGAAAACAGAGUGACGUUUACUGACGAGGUUCUGGAAAAUCACCGUUUUGCCAAGAUGUUUCGCAGCCUCACUUCCACGACCAAAGACCGGAUGCUUGCCAUCGGAAAGGAGAUUUCUAAUAUGACAACAUCGCUCCCAGAUGGUGUAUUUGUAAAAGUUGCGGAGUCCCGCUCGGAUGUGAUGAAGGUGCUUAUUAUCGGAGUGGAAGGUUCUCCAUAUGCAGGAGGAUUAUUCAACUUCGACAUGGUUCUUCCGAGUAACUAUCCUCACAGUCCUCCGAAGAUAGCUUUUGUCCUGCAAGGAGUCGAUUCUGAGAGUCCCGCAAUGAAUCCAAAUCUUCAUCAUGGAGGCGAUGUUUGUCUUUCGAUUCUCAACACUUGGCCCGGUGACCCAAGCCAAAUGUGGCAGCCGAACCAGAGCACCAUUCUUGCUGUACUUGUCAGCAUCCAAGCAAUGAUCCUUGGAGCACCUUUGCCUUGGCUCAAUGAACCAAGCUUCACAGAUGACGACGAAAACCCACAAGCCUUUCAGCACAAGAUGCAGAUUCAAAUCAAGACCGUCAGACAUGCUAUGAUUGGCUGGCUAAUCAAGAUGAAAGGACCGAAUCCCAAGUCUAAUGCAAGCCCCUGGUUCGAUAUCAUCGAGAAAUACUGGGAAUACAACAGCCAAAAAGUCAUAGACACUGUGGAAGAAUGGGCAGUAGAGAAUCCGUGGCUGAACGAUUACAAUAAGAGCCAAAUAACAAUGAUGGGCUUCUUGCCGACCGAACCGCCGCAGGAGAGAGUGCCAAUAAUGAAAACAUCUGUGGACCUAGUCCAAAGACUGCAGCAGCUGUUGUUGAUGGCGACAGAUGAGGAAGAGAAUUCUUCAGACCACAAUAAGUCAGUGUCUUCAGAUGAUUCCGCUUUGUCUACUAUUGAGGAACUGGACGAAUCUGGCUCCAACAAGGAGAACAAUGGUGGUGUAGGCAAAGGGAAGCGCAAAGCUGACGACGACAUAUCGAAAGUCUCCAAGAAGCACAAGGCCAAAGAGUCAAAGCGUCAGAAGACAGUGAAGUGGGUCUACACGAGCGGCCAAACACGCAAGGACGUCCGCGCUGCAUGCGAGGCGCUCAAUAUCAAACCAUCUCGAGGCAUUGACGACACGAUUAGGCGACUUCAGGAGCGCGUCAAUAUUGACACGGAGAAGAUGCACAGCGAGGUAGCAUUGAAGUACGGCAAGCUCGUCAGUUCCUCUCUCGAGAGUGACGAAGAUGAUGAUGAUGACAGUGCCGACGAUGCGGAUAUUCUACCCUAAAGUGGUAAACGUCCUAU
Amorphotheca resinae ATCC 22711 is the source of this 2768-nucleotide messenger RNA. RefSeq lists its product as hypothetical. Lineage: Eukaryota; Fungi; Ascomycota; Leotiomycetes; Helotiales; Amorphothecaceae. Gene Ontology annotation, molecular function: ubiquitin conjugating enzyme activity. The transcript has 4 exons. The record is from RefSeq and is a predicted model, not a curated record. Bases 331 to 2751 code for a protein of 806 amino acids.